Messenger RNA from Otolemur garnettii (small-eared galago), 9721 nucleotides. RefSeq names its product collagen type VI alpha 3 chain (gene COL6A3). The record is from RefSeq and is a predicted model, not a curated record. The transcript has 42 exons. Lineage: Eukaryota; Metazoa; Chordata; Mammalia; Primates; Galagidae. Bases 211 to 8988 code for a protein of 2925 amino acids. Gene Ontology annotation, molecular function: protein binding; serine-type endopeptidase inhibitor activity.
CUCAGUUCUCCUGGGCUCCAGCCUCCUGCGAGGACCUCAAGAGUGUUGCUGGCAGUUCCGAGUCCCUCUCCCUAAGGCUGCAGAAGGAAAAGGAGCCGCAGCCAGUGGGGAAAGCAUGCCCCCUGCUCAGACAUAGUGCCUCCAGAAGCCCGGGGACAGGAGUCUUCAGGCUCGCUCAGGGUUCUUAUUUGGUGCUUAGACAAAUUCAAAAUGAGGAAACAUCGGCAUUUGCCCUCAGUGGCCAUCUUUUGCCUCUUUCUCUCAGGCUUUUCCAUGACUCAUGCCCAGCAACAGCCAGCAGCACAAGACUCUGCUGACAUUAUUUUCCUUAUUGACGGAUCAAACAACACCGGAAGUGUCCAUUUCGCAGUCAUUCUCGACUUCCUUGUAAAUCUCCUUGAGAGACUCUCAGUUGGAGCUCAGCAGAUCCGAGUGGGGGUGGUCCAGUAUAGCGAUGUGCCCAGAACCAUGUUCUCCUUGGACACCUACUCCACCAAGGCUCAGGUGCUAGAUGCAGUGAAAGCCCUCGAGUUUGCUGGUGGGGAGCUGGCCAAUAUUGGCCUGGCCCUCGAUUUCGUGGUGGAGAACCACUUUACCCGGGCAGGGGGCAGCCGAGCAGAGGAAGGGGUUCCCCAGGUGCUGGUCCUCAUAAGUGCUGUGCCCUCUAGUGAUGAGAUCCGAGACGGGGUGGUGGCACUGAAGCAGGCUAGCGUGUUCUCAUUCGGCCUCGGAGCCCAGGCCGCCUCCAGGGCAGAACUGCAGCACAUAGCUACCGAUGACAACUUGGUGUUUACUGUCCCGGAAUUCCGUAGCUUUGGGGACCUCCAGGAGCAAUUACUGCCGUACAUUGUUGGCGUGGCCCAAAGGCACAUUGUCUUGCAACCGCCAACCAUUGUCACACAAGUUAUCGAAGUGAACAAGAGGGACAUUGUCUUCCUGCUGGAUGGCACAUCUGCUCUGGGACUGGCCAACUUCAAUGCCAUCCGAGACUUCAUCAUCAAAGUCAUCCAGAGGCUGGAAAUCGGACAGGAUCUUAUCCAGGUGGCAGUGGCCCAGUAUGCAGACACCGUAAGGCCUGAGUUUUAUUUCAAUAGCUACUCAAACAAGAGGGACAUCGUGGCUGUUCUGCGGGGAAUGAAGCCCCUGGACGGCCAGGCCCUCUACACGGGCUCUGCGCUGGACUUCGUCAGGAACAACCUGUUCACAGGCUCAGCCGGCUACCGGGCUGCUGAGGGGGUUCCUAAACUUUUGGUGCUGAUCACAGGCGGUAAGUCCUUAGAUGAAGUCAGCCAGCCUGCCCAGGAGCUGAAGAGAAGCAACAUCAUGUCCUUUGCCAUUGGGAGCAAGGCUGCUGACCGGGCUGAGCUGGAAGAGAUUGCUUUUGAUGACACCCUGGUGUUCGCCCCUGCCGAGUUCCGAGCUGUCCCAUUGCAAGGCAUUCUUCCCAGUGUGCUGGCGCCUCUCAGGACCCUCUCGGGAACCACAGAAGUUCACGCAAACAAAAGGGAUAUCAUCUUUCUUUUGGAUGGAUCCGUCAACGUUGGAAAAACCAAUUUCCCUUAUGUGCGCGACUUUGUAAUGAACCUAGUUAACAGCCUUGAUGUUGGAAAUGACAAUAUUCGUGUUGGUUUAGUGCAAUUUAGUGAUACUCCAGUCACGGAGUUCUCUCUAAACACAUUCCAGACCAAGUCAGAUCUGCUUGCUCACCUGAAGCAGUUGCAGCUUCAGGGGGGUUCGGGCCUGAACACUGGCUCCGCCCUAAGCUAUGUCCAUGCCAACCACUUCACUGAAGCUGGAGGCAGCAGGAUCCGUGAACAGGUGCCGCAGCUUCUGCUCCUGCUCAUAGCCGGGCAGUCAGAGGACUCCUAUUUGCAAGCUGCCAAUGCCCUGGCACGUGCGGGCGUGCUGACCUUUUGCGUGGGUGCUAGCCAGGCGAAUAAGGCAGAGCUUGAGCAGAUUGCUUUUAACCCAAGCCUGGUGUAUCUCAUGGACGAUUUCAGCUCCCUUCCAGCUUUGCCUCAGCAGCUGAUUCAGCCAUUAACUACGUAUGUUAGUGGAGGUGUGGAGGAAGUUCCACUCGCCCAGCCAGAGAGCAAGCGGGACAUCCUGUUUCUUUUCGACGGCUCUGCCAAUCUCCUGCGCCAGUUCCCUGUGGUCCGGGACUUUCUCUACAAGAUUAUCGAAGAGCUGGAUGUGAAGCCGGAUGGGACGCGCGUUGCGGUGGCUCAGUACAGCGACGACGUCAGGGUGGAGUCGCGUUUCGACGAGCACCAGAGUAAGCCCGAGAUCCUGAAUCUCGUGAAGAGAAUGAAGAUCAAGACUGGCAAAGCCCUCAACCUGGGCUACGCCCUGGACUACGCGCAGAGGUACAUCUUCGUGAAGUCUGCAGGCAGUCGCGUCGAGGACGGGGUGCUGCAGCUGCUGGUGCUGCUGGUGGCCGGCAAGUCCUCGGACCGCGUGGAGGGGCCGGCGGGGAACCUGAAGCAGAGCGGGGUGGUGCCUUUCAUCUUCCAAGCCAAGAACGCGGACCCUGCCGAGCUGGAGCAGAUAGUGCUGUCCCCGGCCUUCAUCCUGGUGGCAGAGUCACUUCCCAAGAUUGGGGACCUUCAGCCGCAGAUUGUGAAUCUCUUGAAGUCGGUGCAAAAUGGGGCCCCGGCGCCAGUUUCAGGUGAAAAGGAUGUGGUGUUUCUGCUUGACGGCUCUGACGGUGUCAGCAGCGGCUUCCCCCUGAUGAAGGAGUUUGUCCAAAGAGUGGUGGAGAGCCUGGACGUGGGCCCGGACAGGGUGCGGGUGGCUGUGGUGCAGUACAGUGACCGCACCAGGCCCGAGUUCUACCUGAAUUCGUACAUGGACCAGCAGGGUGUGGUCAGUGCCAUCCGCAGGCUCACCCUGCUGGGAGGGCCGAACCCCAACACCGGAGCUGCGCUGGACUUUGUCCUGAGGAACAUCCUGGUCAGUUCCGCGGGAAGCAGGAUAGCGGAGGGCGUGCCCCAGCUGCUGAUUGUCCUCACGGCUGACCGCUCUGGGGACGAUGUGCGAGGCCCUUCCGUGGUCGUGAAGAGGCGUGGGGCGGUGCCUAUUGGCAUUGGCAUCGGGAACGCUGACAUCUCAGAGAUGCAGACCAUCUCCUUCAUCCCAGACUUCGCGGUGGCCAUCCCCACCUUCCACCAGCUGGGGACCAUCCAGCAGGUCAUCUCCGAGAGGGUGACCCAGCUCACCCGCCAAGAACUGAGCAGACUGCAGCCGGUGUUGCUGCCACCUCCGGGCCCAGGUGUCAGCAGUAAGAAGGAUGUGGUUUUCCUCAUUGAUGGGUCCCAGAGCGCCGCGCCUGAGUUUCAGUACAUUCGCACCCUCAUUGAGAGGCUGGUGGACUACCUGGACGUGGGCUUUGACACCACCCGGGUGGCGGUCAUCCAGUUCAGUGAGGACCCCAAGGUGGAGUUUCUGCUGAAUGCCCACUCUAGCAAGGACGAGGUGCAGAAUGCCCUGCGGAGGCUGCGGCCCCAAGGCGGGAGGCAGGUUAACGUGGGGAGCGCCCUGGAGUACGUGUCCAGGAACAUCUUCAAGCGGCCACUGGGGAGCCGGAUCGAGGAGGGCGUCCCGCAGUUCCUGGUCCUUGUCUCCUCUGGGAAGUCUGAUGACGAGGUGGACAGCCCUGCCGUGGAGCUCAAGCAGUUUGGCGUGGCGCCGUUCACAGUGGGCAGGAACGCCGACCAGGAGGAGCUGGUGAAGAUUGCACUGAGCCCUGAGUACGUGUUCUCGGUAAGCACCUUCCGGGAGCUGCCCAGCCUGGAGCAGAAGCUGCUGACCCCCAUCGCCACGCUCACCUCCCAGCAGAUCCAGCAGAUCCUGGCCAGCACGCGCUACCCGCCCCCAGCUGUUGAGAGUGACGCCGCAGACAUCGUCUUUCUGAUCGAUAGCUCUGAUGGCGUGAGGCCUGAAGGUAUCGCAUAUAUUCGAGAUUUUGUUAGCAGGAUUGUUAGAAGACUCAACGUCGGGCCCAAUAAAGUGAGAAUUGGGGUGGUGCAGUUCAGCAAUGACGUCUUCCCAGAAUUCUACCUGAAGACUUACAAAUCCCAGGCCCCCGUGCUGGAAGCCUUACGACGCCUGAGGUUCAGAGGGGGGUCUCCACUGAACACUGGCAAAGCUCUGGAGUUUGUGGCAAGAAAUCUCUUUGUCAAGUCUGCUGGGAGCCGGAUAGAAGAUGGGGUGCCCCAACACCUGGUCCUGGUCCUGGGUGGAAAGUCCCAGGAUGAUGUUUCCAGGUUUGCACAAGUGAUACGCUCUUCUGGGAUUGUGAGUUUAGGGGUAGGAGCCCGAAACAUCGACAGAACGGAGCUGCAGACCAUCACCAACGACCCUAGACUGAUCUUCACAGUGCGAGAGUUCCGAGAGCUUCCCAGCAUGGACGAGAGGGUCUUGAGUGCAUUUGGGCCCUCCGGAGUCACUCCUGCACCCCCCGUGGAACCGCCGCCUUCCCGGCCAGAGAAGAAGAAAGCAGACAUUGUAUUCCUGCUGGAUGGCUCCAUCAAUUUCGGGAGGGACAGCUUCCAAGAAGUGCUCCGUUUUGUGUCUGAAAUUGUGGACACAGUUUACGAAGAGGGUGACUCCAUCCAAGUGGGGCUGGUCCAGUACAACUCCGACCCCACGGAUGAAUUCUUCCUGAAGGACUUUUCUACCAAGAGGCAGAUUAUCGAUGCCAUCAACAAAGUGGUCUACAAGGGGGGACGACACGCCAACACCAGGGUGGGCAUUGAGCACCUGCGGCUCAACCACUUCGUCCCCGAUGCCGGCAGCCGCCUGGAUCAGCGUGUCCCACAGAUAGCGUUUGUGAUCACGGGAGGAAAGUCGGCGGAGGACGCUCAGGACGUGAGCCUGGCACUCACCCAGAGAGGGGUCAAGGUGUUUGCGGUUGGUGUGAGGAACAUCGACUCGGAGGAGGUUGGAAGGAUUGCGUCCAACAGCGCCACAGCAUUCCGCGUGGGCAAUGUGCAGGAGCUGUCAGAACUGAGCGAGCAAGUUUUGGAAACUUUGCACGAUGCCAUGCAUGAAACCUUGUGCCCUGGCGUGUCUGAUGUUUCCAAAGCUUGUAACCUGGAUGUGAUUCUGGGGUUUGAUGGUUCUAGAGAUCAAAAUGUAUUUGUGGCCCAGAAGGGGCUUGAGUCCAAGAUGGACGCCAUCUUGAAUAGAAUCAGCCAGAUGCAAAGAAUCAGCUGCAGUGGCAACCAGAUGCCCAUGGUGCGGGUGUCGGUGGUGGCCAACACCCCUUCAGGGCCUGUGGAAGCCUUUGACUUUGCCGAGUACCAGCCCGAGAUGCUGGAGAAAUUCCAGAGCAUGCGCAGCCAGCACCCCUAUGUCCUCACGGCAGACACACUGAAGCUCUACCAGAACAAGUUCCGGCAGUCCUCGCCGGACAGCGUGAAGUCAGAUGAUUGGAACCAGCCAUGUGUCCGAGCCCUGAUCUUCGUGGGCCUGGAAAGAGUGGCCAACCUGGAGCGGGUGACUCAGCUGGAGUUCGGGCGAGGGUUCACCUACGACAGACCUCUGAGGCUUAACCUGCUGGAUCUGGAUUAUGAACUAGCAGAGCAGCUCGGUUUGCCUGGGGAAGAUGGCUACCGAGGAUAUCCUGGGGACGAGGGCGGACCUGGUGAGCGAGGUCCGCCUGGCGUGAAUGGCACUCAAGGCUUCCAAGGCUGCCCAGGCCAGAGAGGAGUGAAGGGCUCCCGAGGAUUCCCAGGAGAGAAGGGUGAAAUAGGAGAAAUCGGGCUGGACGGUCUUGAUGGUGAAGAGGGAGACAAAGGAUUGUCCGGUUCUUCCGGAGAGAAAGGGAACCCUGGAAGAAGGGGUGAUAAAGGCCCGAAAGGAGACAAAGGAGAAAGGGGAGAUGUUGGAAUUCGAGGUGACCCGGGUGAGUCAGGACAGGACAGCCAGCAGAGAGGACCCAAAGGAGAAACCGGUGACAUCGGCCCCAUGGGCCUCCCAGGGAGAGAUGGAGUAUCUGGAAGUCCUGGAGAAACUGGGAAAAAUGGUGGCUUUGGCCGAAGGGGCCCUGCAGGAGCUAAGGGCAACAAGGGCAAUCCAGGCCAGCCCGGCUUCGAGGGAGAGCAGGGAACCCGAGGUGCCCAGGGCUCGGCUGGUCCCACUGGUCCUCCAGGCCUGAUAGGAGAACAAGGCAUUCCUGGUCCUCGGGGAGCUGGAGGGAGCGCCGGUGCCCCCGGAGAACGUGGCAGAAUCGGUCCCCUGGGAAGAAAGGGUGAACCUGGGGAGCCAGGACCAAAGGGAGCAAUUGGGAGCCGUGGCCCUCGCGGGGAGACGGGAGAUGAUGGGCGCGAUGGAGCUGGCAGUGAAGGACGCAGAGGCAAGAAAGGAGAAAGAGGAUUCCCUGGCUACCCAGGACCAAAGGGCACCCCUGGAGAGCCCGGGACAGAUGGAACUCCAGGACCCAAAGGCAUCAGGGGCCGGAGGGGAAAUUCAGGACCUCCAGGAGCAGUUGGGCAGAAGGGAGACCCCGGCUACCCAGGACCGGCUGGUCACAAGGGCAACAAAGGCGACUCCGUCGAUCAAUGUGCCCUUGUCCAAAGCAUCAAAGAUAAAUGCCCUUGCUGCUACGGGCCCCUGGAGUGCCCUGUCUACCCGACGGAGCUGGCCUUUGCUUUGGACACUUCCGAAGGCGUCACCCAGGACACGUUUAACCAGAUGAGAGGUGUGCUGCUGAGCAUUGUGGGCGACCUGACCAUCGCUGAGAGCAACUGUCCCCGGGGGGCCCGAGUGGCUGUGGUCACCUACAACAAUGAGGUGACCACGGAGAUCCGGUUUGCUGACUCCAAGAAGAAGUCGGUCCUCCUGGACAAGAUUAAGAACCUUCAGGUGUCUCUGACAUCCAAACAGCAGAGCCUGGAAACUGCCAUGUCAUUCGUGGCCAGAAACACGUUCAAGAGAGUGAGGAACGGAUUCCUCAUGAGGAAGGUGGCCGUGUUCUUCAGCAACAGGCCCACGAGAGCGUCCCCACAGCUGAGGGAGGCUGUGCUGAAGCUCUACGAUGCGGGGAUCACACCCUUGUUCCUUACGAGCCAGGAAGACAGGCAGCUCAUCAACGCCCUGCAGAUCAACAACACAGCAGUGGGCCAUGCGCUUGUCCUGCCUGCAAGGAGGGACCUCUCAGACUUCUUGAAGAAUGUCCUCACAUGUCACGUCUGCCUGGACAUCUGCAACAUUGACCCAUCCUGUGGCUUUGGCAGCUGGAGGCCAUCCUUCAGGGACAGGAGGGCUGCAGGUAGCGAUGUGGACAUCGACAUGGCUUUCAUCUUAGACAGCUCUGAGACCACCACCCUGUUCCAGUUCAAUGAGAUGAAGAAGUAUAUAGGGUACCUGGUCAGACAGCUGGACAUGAGCCCAGACCCCAAGGCCUCCCAGCACUUUGCCAGAGUGGCUGUCCUGCAGCAUGCACCCUACGCAUCCCUGGGCAAUGCCAGUGUGCCGCCUGUGAAGGUAGAAUUCUCCCUGACUGACUAUGGCUCCAAGGAGAAGCUGCUGGACUUCCUGAGCAGGGGGAUGACACAGUUGCAGGGAACCAGGGACUUGGGCAGUGCUGUUGACUACACCAUAGAGAACGUCUUUGAAAGUGCACCAAACCCACGGGACCUGAAGAUUGUGGUGCUGAUGCUGACGGGUGAGGUGCGGGAGCAGCAACUGGAGGAGGCCCAGAGAGCCAUCCUGCAGGCCAAGUGCAAGGGCUACUUCUUCGUGAUCCUGGGCAUUGGCAAGAAGGUGAACAUCAAGGAGGUGUACGGCUUCUCCAGCGAGCCAAACGACGUCUUCUUCAAGCUAGUGGAUAAGUCGACUGAGCUCAACGAGGAGCCGCUGAUGCGCUUUGGGAGGCUGUUGCCAUCGUUUGUCAGCAGCGAAAAUGCUUUUUACUUGUCCCCAGAUAUCAGGAAACAGUGCGAUUGGUUCCAAGGGGACCAACCAGCAAAGAAUCCUAUGAAGUUUGGUCACAAACAAGUGAACAUUCCAAAUAAUGUUACUUCAAGUCCUACAUCCAAACCUGUGACCACAACAAAACCAGUGACCACCACGACGAAGCCAGUGACCACCACGACAAAGCCAGUCGCUAUUGUAAAUCUGCCCUCUGCAAAGCCAGUUGCUGCAAAGCCAGCCCCUCCAAAGCCAGGCCCUCCAAAGCCAGUCCCUCCAAAGCCAGCCACUGCCAAGCCUGUGGCUGCCAAGCCUGUGGCCACAAAGACGGCCACGGUCAGAUCUGCGGUGACAGUGAAGCCUGUGGCAGCAAAGCCUGUGGCAGCAGUGAAGCCAGCAGCUGCAAGACCCCCUGAUGCUCCUGCAAAACCAGUGGCCACCAAGCCCGACGCCCCUAAGCCCCAGGUGGCCAAACCAGCCACCAGCAAGCCAGCUACUGCCAAGCCUGUGGUAAAGGCAUCCCGAGAAGUUCGAGUGUCUGAGAUCACAGAGAACAGUGCCGAGAUCCACUGGGACGGGCCGGAGCCCCUGGGUGCUUAUUUUUAUGAUCUCACGGUCACCUCAGCCCAUGAUCAGUCCCUGGUUCUGAGGCAGAACCUCUCAGUCACCGGCCACAUCAUUAGGGGCCUGCUCUCUGGGCACGUGUACCACGUCACGGUGGUCUGCUACCUGAGGUCGCAGAUCAGAGCCACCUACCACGGAAGUUUCAGCACAAAGAAAUCCCAGCCUGCACUGCCAGCAAGGUCAGCUUCCAGUUCAACCAUCAAUUUAAUGGUGAGCACAGAACCGUUGGCUCUAACAGAGACAGAUAUAUGUAAGUUGCCGAAAGAAGGAGGGACUUGCAGGGAAUUUAUACUGAAAUGGUACUAUGAUCCAAAGACUAGAAGCUGUGCCAGGUUCUGGUACGGAGGCUGCGGUGGAAAUGAGAACAACUUCGAAUCACAGAAGGAAUGUGAGAAGGUUUGCGCCCCUGUGCUUGCCAAGCCUGAGGUCCUGAGUGCCAUGGGAACCUAAGAGCGGCUGACCGGCGACAUAUACCUCUUGAAGAAGGAGUCAGUCCUUGCCCCCCCGCCUCUGUAGACGCCCCGGUCUGGGCUCCCUUGCACUGGACCCUCACAUGCUUGGAUUUACACUCGAACUCGGGAGGAAGCCUUCUGCCGCACGACCUGCCGAGAUGGUGCUAACUGCGUCUGUGGACCCCGCUCUCCCUGUGUCCAGGCCGCUGCCUCGUGUCCUCCGAACAUUGUGUAGUAGUUUCCCACUGCUGGUGUCUGUGCGAACAUUCCUGUGCAUCCAGCCUCCCUCCGGAGUUUCGUGUUAUGCCUGUUCUAGGCAAAUGUAAAUUCUAGAAAAUAAGCCCCAGGCACAGCUGCUCUACACUUUCGCUUGGUUCAUUUUUCCCUCCCCUCUUUAGUAAGCAUGACUGCAGACGCCCGCGCACGGAGGAGAGACGAGAGUCCAGCCUUUUCAUUCCCCCUGCCCAGGGGCCUGGAUGAGGGGUCAAGCUAAUCUUCUUUUUCUAAAGCCUCUAACAAAUGCUCUAGUUAGAAACAAAUUCCCUUGUUCUGUGUGCACCGUUGGGACCAAUGCCUUCAUUAAAGAAUUAAAAGAAAGUCGUAACAGAGAAUAUUUUUGGCAUUCCUCUAAUGUUGUGGGUUUUUUUUUUUUUUGUGCAGGGUGGGGGUUUAAUUUUAAUUUUAAAAUUUUUAGGAAAUUUAUUCAAAGAAACUUUUUAAUAAAGUAUAUU